UGCUACUUAAAGGCCCCGAAGAAGUCCAACUCACUAUUGGAGAUCAUAUCAGUUAAUCCCGAAUACGAAAAGUUUAUCGUUGAUCCGGAAUACGAGGUGAACUCAAAGGACUUGAAGACAUUCCAAGUGCUCGGCGACGGAGCGUUCGGACGGGUAUACUAUGGAGAGCUGCGGACCAACAAUAAGGUCAUCAAAUGCGCGGUCAAAACGUUAACGUCGGCCAAAGGGGCCCAACAGAGGGAGUCGUUUCUCAAAGAGGCCAAUAUUAUGAAGGCUUUUGUCAACUGCCACCACAUCGUCAAACUGAUUGGCAUCGUAUCGGUGGAGAACCCGGUGCUCGUACUCAUGGAAUAUAUGGUGAACGGCGACCUCAAGAACUAUUUGCGUCUGAAUCGACCCGACAGUGAUGAGAACCCGAACCCACGGGUGCCCACCAUUAGCCGCAUAUUCCAGAUGGCGAUCGAGAUCGCGGACGGCAUGGCAUACUUGGCCGCCAGGAAGUUUGUUCACCGAGAUCUGGCCGCACGUAACUGUAUGGUGGCCGAGGAUUUGACCGUUAAAAUUGGCGACUUUGGCAUGACCAGGGACAUUUAUGACGCCGAUUAUUACAGGAAAAUGAACAAUUGUCUAAUACCUGUGCGCUGGAUGUCUCCCGAGUCGCUGAAGGACGGCCUGUUCACCACCUAUUCAGACAUCUGGGCCUACGGUGUGGUACUCUGCGAGAUCGUUACGCUCGGCGCCCAACCCUAUCAGGGCUACAGCAAUGAGUUGGUGCUUAAGAACGUGAUCAAAGGCAUGCGCCUCCCGGAGCCCGAGAACUGUCCCCGAAAGCUGUUAGUAGUCUUGUAUAUCAAUUGUCUGUUCUGUCCGUUGGCGAAUAAUGCAAUUCUGUUGGCGCCGACACCCGAAGGCCAGGCCCUCGUUCACGGAGAUCACGGAAUACCUGCUGCCGCUGUCGAACCAGUCGUUCAAAGAGAAGUGCUAUUACCU
Messenger RNA from Medioppia subpectinata, 990 nucleotides. NCBI's taxonomy places the organism in Eukaryota, Metazoa, Arthropoda, Arachnida, Sarcoptiformes, Oppiidae. The record is from the annotation of a GenBank genome assembly.